Messenger RNA from Budorcas taxicolor (takin), 5654 nucleotides. RefSeq names its product Xg glycoprotein (Xg blood group) (gene XG). The record is from RefSeq and is a predicted model, not a curated record. Gene Ontology annotation, biological process: positive regulation of neutrophil extravasation; homotypic cell-cell adhesion; T cell extravasation. The transcript has 12 exons. NCBI's taxonomy places the organism in Eukaryota, Metazoa, Chordata, Mammalia, Artiodactyla, Bovidae. The coding region runs from base 91 to 714 and encodes 207 amino acids.
GCGGGACGACAGAACUCAGCACGGCAGCCCCCAGCGAGGGUGGGGUGGCCAGAUUGCCCAGCCCACCCGCUCGCCCGCCGGAGACCAAGGAUGGAGGCAUGGCGGGAUCUCCUCUUCUGCCUCACGCUCCUGUGUGUCCUGCUGCAUGUCCGAGGUGAGAAUGGGGACUUUGAUUUGGCUGAUGCGCUCGAUGACCCCGAGCCGACCAAGAAGCCAAGCUCAGGUAUCUACCCCAACCCGAGGCCCCCCUACCACCCGCAGCCUGGAAAUCCCGACAACAGUGGAAAUAUCUACCCCAAGCCGAGGCCCCCGUACCACCCACAGCCUGGAAAUCCCGACGGUGGAAAUAUCUACCCAAGGCCGAAGCCGCCGCCUCCUCGCCCGCAGCCUGGUAACAGUGGAGGCUUCCUGAGCGACUCGGACCUCAUCGACGGCGGCCGCUACCCACCCAGGCCGCCCGCAGGAGGCGGCGGAGGCGGGUACCAGCCGGGGCAGGACAGCUACGGACGAGGAGGGCGCUACAGACCCGGCUCCCCUGGCAUUAAUUAUGGCGGAGACGGCUACUCCACGCAGGGCAACCUGCCAGGCGACACAAUAGCGAAAAUUGCAUCUCCCAUCGUCUCCGUGGUGGUGGUGACGCUGAUCGGGGCGGCGGUCAGCUACUAUAACCGGAGGAGAAACUGUCUCAGGACAAACGAACCACGGACUAUCUGAAGUCUUCAAAAUCCACCCACCGCUCUGAGAAAGCCUCCGUUCAGAUGACAACCCUGUCGAUCCUGUGGAACGUCCCUUUCAUUCUUGGCUUCACCCGCUGCCCUGGAGGGUCUUCCCUUCUGUUUGCAAUAGACGCGCUGCCCCACAAAGAAGGGGGUUCCCAAUUCCUCAGAUACACCGAUGGGAACGAGGUGGACAGCUGGAUCGUGGAUUGUAAAGAGAUUGCUUGAUCUGUGGGUUCCAUCGGCCACGCGGGCUGAGAGGUUCCGACUCUGGUCUGAGCUCUGGAGUGUGUCCUGCUGGGACCACGGGCCACCGAUGUGGUCAGAGAACAGAGGAGCCAGGAGACUAGCUGGGGGUCUCGGGCGGGGCUGCCGUGGAGGACUUCCGAAGGAUGGAAGCUGCUGCUUGGGUUUCUAGCAAGCUGGGGAGACACGCUUUGCUGAUGCUACAGGUUCCUUGAAAAACCGAAAGUGUUAGUUGCUCAGUGGCAACCGACUCUUUGCGACCGCCUGGACUGUAGCCCACCAGGCUCCUCUGUCCAUGGGGAUUCUCCGGGCAAGAAUCCUGGAGCGGGUUGCCAUGCCCUCCUCCAGGGGCUCUUUCCUGACCCAGGGAUCCAAUCUGGGUCUCCUGCAUUGCAGGCAGAUUGCUUUACCAUUUGAGCCACCAGGGAAACUAAACCACCUUUAGCUAACAUCAGGAAUCCGGACCCGUUCACCACCGCCAGUGAAUCAGGAAUGAAUGUGUUUCUACCCUAAAGGGCAGCAUUUGAACUAUGUCUCAGCUCACAAAAGUAUUAUCACCUGCAGAGGAUGAGGCUGGAUUUCUGGAAAUUUAAAUGCAAGGACCAUCAUGCGGAAACCUGCUUGGGGAAGCGAUCUUGGGGUGUUUUUUUUUUUUUUUUUUGCCAUGAAAUUGUAUGGUUUCUACUUCCUCUUUUUUUUUUUUUUUUUUCAGAACGUGGGAUAGACAUUUUGAGAUGUCCAGACUUUUUUUGGUAUUAUUUUUGGUCUUGGAUCCUCUGUGGGUACCAGUUCUUAACGCAACGUCAGCGCUUUCCUUAGUGUGUACUUUUCUUUUUCCUGGGCUAACUGUCUACCCUCAGCGUCUAAAAAGUAGACCAGCUGUUUGCUGGGGUUUUAAUCGUUCUUUAGGGGAGAGGAGAGAGUGGGUGGUCUGGGCAGGUUAGUGUAGUCUGAUGGACUGAGAUGGAUGCUGAUGGAACGUUUAGGGUUUGAGCAUAGGAACCAAAGAGGAAGACGGUCAUUAGAGUCUGGAACGCAGAAAGAUGAUGCACGGAAAUCCUAGAUAUUCACGCGUGGGCGCUCCCCCUUAGGUACCUGCACCCCAAAGUUCACUGCACCACUGUCCACGGUAGCCAAGAUGUGGAACGCCUGAGAGUCCAUCGACAGGGGAAUGGCUCGAGGCCAUCGACGGGGGAAUGGCUCAAGAAGAUGUGGUCCAUGGAAACAAAUGGAAUAUUACUUGGCCGUGAAAAAGAACGAAACCGUGCCACUUGCAGCCACGUGGAGGGACCUGGAGAGUGUUACAGUGAGUGAAGUAAGUGCGGAACAGAAAUGCCAUAUGAUAUCACUUACGUGCGGAAUCUAAGACAGGGGGUACAAAUGAGCUUGUUUACAAAACAGAGACUCAUAGACAUACAAAACGAGCUUCUAGUCACCAAAGGGGAAAGCCUGGAGGCACACAUGAGGAGUUUGGGAUGAAGAGACACACACCAUAUGUCAAAUCGAUAAAGCAGCAAGGUCUUCCUGUACAGCGCAGGGAACUCUACGCAAAAUGUGGUGAUGAAAUGAUACUGGAAAAGAACCUGGAGAAGCAUAGAUGUGUGUCUCCAUGAAUAACUGAAAUUGCCUUAUGUGUUAGUUGCUCAGUCAUAGCGGACUCGUCGUGACCCUGUGGACUGCAGCCCGCCAGGCUCCUCUGUCCAUGGGAUUCCCCAGGCAAGAGUACUGGAGUGGGUUGCCAUGCCCUCCUCCAGGGGAUCUUCCUGAUCAGUGAUGGAACCUGGGUCAGUUGCAUUGGCAUUUGAUCGUGUACCAACUGAGCCACCAGGAAGACUAUGCCUGAAAGUAACCCAACAUUGUAAAGUGCCUACACUCAAACAGAAAUGAACCGAGAACACCCUCUGCAAGUAUAAACCACUGUAUGCGACGGUGCUGACCCACCUCCAACUCUUAAUGUAGGGAAAGCAAAUCUCUCUCUCUCUCUCUCUCUCUCUCUCUGUCACACACACACACACAGGUCUCAAAAUUCAUGCACUGGUGUCUUGACCCUUGGGAUCGCAGAGUGAAACCUUAUGUGUCAAAAGAUCGGGGACAGUUGUGAUCAGUUAAGACGAUGAGUUAGAACAGGAGGAUGGCUUCUAAAGCAAUAUGAGCUGUGUCUUUGUAAGAGGGGAAAUUUGGAGACACACAGAGAGACACCAGGAGAAGAACCUGAGUGGCUUGGAGCGGGCCAGCCACAAAGCAAAGAGCUAUCGCAAGCCAGGACAGAGCCCUGUGUAACCUUCAGAGGGUGUUCCUGCCUGCCCACCCCUCGGUCUUGGACUUCCAGACUCUGAAACGAGGAGAAGAUGCAUAUUUGUUGUGUCAUCUGCCCAGUUUGUGGGAUUCUGUUAAAGACAUCCUUAAAAAGUCAUACGGAGAUGAAUAUAUUUGGGGUACAUAGUUGUGAGGUUUUUUUUUUUUCCUAAUUUAAACGCGAGAAUGAGGAAUGCAUCUCGCUUGUCUGUACAGGUUGUACAGGAAGCCAGGCAUGAUUAAACUCUGGACUCAGGCCCAGAGCGUGAGAUCACAGUCUGGCUUCUGCAAGUCGAGCUGUGUGACCCUAGGCAAGUUGUGUAACCUCUCUGGGCUUCAGUCACCUCAUCUGGAAAACGAGUGUUACUGGACCUGUCUUCCAAAACGGUGGUGAGGCUGUGGUGGUUCAGCCGCUAAGUCAUGUGCAGCUCUUUGCAGCCCCAUGGGCUGUAGCCCUCCAGGCGCCCCAGUCCAUGGAAAUUUCCAGGCAAGAACACUGGAGUGGGCUGCCAUCUCCUUCUCCAGGGGAUCUUCCCAACCCAGGGAUUGAACUGCAGUCUCCUGCAUGGGCAGGCGGAUUCUUUAUCCCUGGAGCCCCCAAGGAACUGUAUCCUAUAUUUUGAAAGAUUUUAAAUAGUCUCACCUCAGAAAGAAAGAAUGAUGUCACAGGGUGGAGACGUCAGACAAGGCUACGGUGAUCACCCCACUGAAAAGUAGCUGCCACGGUCAUCCCACUGAAAUGCAUCUGCGAUGGUCAUCCCACUGAAAUGUAUCCUCAUCCCACUGAAAUGUAUCAUCAUCCCAAUAUACACCUUAACCUUCUACCGUGUUACGUGUUGAUUAUCUCUCAGUAAAGCUGGGGGGAAAGAGUUCUUUCUGCAUUUUUUCUGCGAGUAUUUCUGCUUGGAUUCUGUAGGCGUGUGGCAUGCCACGAGCACAGUUGAUCUUUAUCGUGGCUCUGGCUAGACUUUCCUCUUUCUUUCCACGGAAAAUUCACUAGACAUUCAAUAUUCUGCGACAGCGCAUUGUAUACACACAUAUAUAUCUGGGACAAGGCAGCUCUCUUAGUGACCAUAUGUUUCUGCUGACGUGAUACAAUCUGACUUCCAAAUUGUGCCUUCUUCUGACUGCCGCGAGUCUUGUUCAUUUUGAGGACUGUUUCAGAGGAUCUGUUCUUUUAUCUUCCUUCGGGUGCUUUAGUGUGGAUUUGGUGGCUGUUUCUUGCGUAGGUUUGGAGGACCCCUUUAUCUGUGCCCAGAAAUCAGUUUCCUUGAAACUUCUUGUGAUCCACAUUCAAGAUUUGCAGCAUCUCCGGUACUUCACAUCAAAGGAGCCACCGUGUGUAGCAGAAUCAUCUUUACUUUCAGCAAAUGUUUCCUAACAUUUUGUUGUUCAAUUCUCUCUUUCUUUGUACCCUCUAGCUUCUUUUAUCGCCCCCCCCAAAACAUUAGCUUCAUUAUUUUUUAAAAAAAACUUCUGUAUUAGAGUAUAGCCAAUUAACAAACAAUGUUGUGAUAGUUUCAGGUGGACAGCCAAGAGACACAACCAUAUAUAUACAUGUAUCCAUUCUCCCCCAAACUCCCCUCCCAUCCAGGCUGCCACACAAAAUUGAGCAGAGUGCCCUGUGCUGUCCAGCAGGUCCUUGCUGGUUCUCCGUGUUAAAUACAGCAGUGUGUCCAUGUCCAUCCCAGACUCCCUGACUAUCCCUUCCCCCAUCCUUCCCCCUGGUGACCAUCAGGUUAUUACAGAGCAUUGAGCAGAGUUCCCUGUGCUGUCCAGCAGGUCCUUGCUGGUUCUGCAUGUUAAAUACAGCAGUGUGUCCAUGUCCAUCCCAGACUCCCUGACUAUCCCUCCCCCAUCCUUCCCACCCCUCAACCAUAAGCUCAUUCUCUAAGUCUGUGAGUCUGCUUCCAUUUUCUAAGUAAGUUCAUUUGUACCCUAUCUUUUCAGAUUCCGCGUGUAACGGAUGUCAUAUGAUAUUUCUCCUUCCAUGUCUGACUCACGUCACUCAGCAUGACACUCUGUAGGCCCAUCCAUUUCACUGCAAACAGCAUUAACCGUCUGGCUUCUUAUAAAAUCUCCUUUGAAAGUGAAAGUAUUAGCCACUCAUCGUGUUCGACUCUUUGAGACCCCAUGGACUGUAGCCCGCCAGCCUCCUCUGUCCAUGAGAUUCUCCAGGCAAGAAUACUGGAGUGGGUUGCCGUUUUCCUCCUCCAGGGGAUCACCCCGACCCAGGGAUCGAACCUGUGUCUCCUGAGUCUCCUACAUUGCAGGCAUAUUCUUUACCGCUGUGCCAGCUGGGAAGCCCACACAUCUGGAAACAGUCACCACCUGCCCUGUGGUUUUAGAAUAAGCAUUAGUCUUGGUGGGGUAAUUCAGUACCUUUUCUGCUUUCUU